AUGCCGCUGAGGCGCGGGUGGGCCUUCGCGCUCAUGGCGGCGUUGAUGCUGAGCCAUGCUCCUCCUCUGUGUAUCUCCUCAUCGAACAUGAUCAAGUCAGAUGGAUCCAUCACCUCCAGCCUUCCUUACCUAGAGGAGCUCGAGGCCCUGAUCCAAACGAGAAAGACAAUCAACGUUUCCAUCACUCCUCUAUUGUUAGUUAUCAAGGCCAGCGAAAUCUGCUCGCCUAUGGUGGGGCAAUUCGUCGUGAAGAACUUAGCGGAAUCCGGAUCCAUCGUCAUCGAAUCUUGCAAGAGCGAUAGAAAUCAGUUCCGACCGUCCAAGUUCCCGAAGAAGACUCUUCAACCUGGCGAGAGUCUUACAAUCUCAGUCACGUUCUUGGCGCAUCAGGUGGGCUCCGUAAUCGGGACCCUGACAAUCCAGACGUCCAAGGGGAAACUUACGCUAGAGGUUACGGGCCAUGCAUGGUACAGCACGUUCUCCAUGGAGCCUCGGGUUGGGAUCAAAGUGAGGGUGGGAGAGAACUACAAGACUUCAUUCGAAAUCCGCAACCCGUUUGAACAUCCCCUUCGAGUCCAUGAGAUAUACACGAACGAGGGGUUCCUUCAUCUGAUGUUGCCAAAGAAGUGUAGUUCCACUUCCAAGGAUAAUGAGUCUCUUUGGGAGAUUCGACCCAUGUCAAAGAAGAAAGUGAUUAAUCUCAUAUUCGACAGCACUUCCGUCGGCACCCACGUCGGAAUGGUUCAUAUGAGGACAUCAGCUGGGAAUUUCAUAGUUCCUGUGGAGAUCCACGUCGUGCCGUUGUCAUUAGCCGUCUGGCCUGAGAUGCUUGACUUUGGGAUAUUGACGUCUCCGACAUCAACAAAAAUUUUAGACAUCAUGUUUUUGCAAGGAUACUUCAACCUAGUCUCCCUAAUCGACGCCCGCCCGCAGCAGAGCGAGCCUUCGCUCAAGAUUGUAAUCAAGAAGCAUAGUCUAGCGGGGCUAAAGACCAACGCAGAAUACCUGCUUGCGCAGGUCACAUUUUCUGGGAAGACAGAAGGGGACUUUCAGGGGAAGAUCAUUCUGGAAGCUAAUAAGACAGAUUCAACCUUGUAUGUGAUGCAGGAUUUACAGUACCCGCUGGUUCACCAUCUCACCCUUACGAACAUGUUCAAAGUCCCGAUUUACAUUAUCUCUGUUCUCAUCCGUGGAAGUUUCUUGGAGUGUGACUUCCAUGGAGGAGAAACUCUCCUAAAGCCGAAACAAUCGAGCUCAACCAUCCGUAUCAGCCUGACGAACACUUCAGAUCCUUUCAUCGGGGAACUUGUCGUAUUCACCAGCCUCAUGACCUUCCGGAUACCCUUGCCAGUAUACCAUGGGAAGCUAGAUUUGAGCGAAUCUGACCGCAACGAUGGUUUUGGAGUCAUUGCGAUCAACCAGACCUCGCGCAAGGUGAUCAAGAUUUACAAUCGGAACCCUGCCCCGAUCACGGUCUUAGAAGUUCAAGUCGAUCAGCACCCUUCCUACGAGCUCUCUAUCGAGACUUCGGAUUACAUCGAAUCCCCAACUUGUCUCUACUUUGCAAACAUGUCAGAGUACGGCAAGAAGGGUUCAAAAUCUAACAACGGGAACUUGAUGUUUUCUGUUGAAAGAGCUGAUUACAUUCAAAUCCACGUCUCAGUCUACUCGAAGGCAGUGGAAUCCGUCCACGGCUCGCUCAUCUUGCGGACCAAGUACGAAGUGCUGAACAUCUCCCUAGAUUACAGGAGUAUAGAGGGGAACAUCUACAUCUACCCGAACCCCCUGUACUUCGAGACUUGCUCGUCCAGCCAGAUCAGAACGCAGACUUUGGUUGCUGUCAACACCUUUCCCUCAACUGUCAGAAUUCUCUCAGCCGAGGCGUCGGACCCAAGGCUGGAGCUGACGGUGAGGGAGUCGAACCUGGAGCCUUCAUUACCCAUGAUCUCCGGCUUCGUCAUCCUGGAUGUUGACAACUCGCUGUGGGGGGACACUUACUUGAUGUGGGCCAACCGGAAGAUUCUGUUUGCUAGCCGAGGAUCCUUUGUUGACGACAUCGACAUCGCAGAGCACAACUGGAUGCAUGAAAGGUGGGAUGAAGUGGUGAAGACGAGUGGGACAGAGUUGAAAAUGCACAUCACUUUCAACUUCAACGUGAGCAUGAAGGUCAAGAUUCCUGUCAUUGGCAGCAUCUCGCUCCCAGACUUCUUGGAUCGAAACAUCUUCUUCGGGACAGUUUACGUGGGGAGUUGGUCUACUGUGAAUCAUUCGCUGGAAAACCCUUCCUCUCUCACGACGUUCUUCAAGGUUGUGCUCCCUAACGCGAGCAUUGAGCCUACUGCCCAGGGGUUUGACAUCUGCCAAACUGAACGGGCCUGCUUCAUGGAAUCUGACUUCCUCAUUCCUGCAACUUUCAUGUCGGGCAUCGUGAUCGGCCGACGGUCUGGUGUCAACAUCACCAACAUGAUCUUUGCACCGAAGAGAGCAGGGAAGUUCAAAUCAAAGUUGUACCUCAGAAACAACCUCACCGCCCUCGUGGAGUUCACUCUGUAUGGAGUCGCAGAAGAGCCAUCCCUGGUAGUCACUGGCGAAGGCUCCAAGGCGUGUACGUUGUCUCGCAACGUACCAGCAUCGAAUUGCCGCUUCCACCUGCCUUGUCAUGACAACCAGACGUCAGGCACGACGGAGUCCGACGGAACCUCCUCGUUCUUGCGGACCUUCAAGAUCUCGAACCCUUCGAGGCUUCCGAUAGUGAUCUCGAGUGUAUCCUUCGACGGUGUCACUUGCAGCAGCCGAGGCCUGUCGUUGCAAGACUGUCAAGGUUCCAAGGAGGUCAAUCAAACUCACCCGCUCGACAUGCGGAUCAAGGGCAAGCUUUCCUACUGCGAGCAGCCAGUCCUCCACACCCUCGUCAUCCACACCCACGUCGGAAAGUUCCAGUUUGAGCUGCUCAACAGGGAGCAUGCAACAGACUUGGUGAUGGAGGAUGCUCUGAAGUACCUGACGAGCUCUCCUGCUCAUUACUCUCACUGCCUCAUCGCCGGAGUUUCCAUGUCCAUCCUGAUCCUGGCCUUCACCUUCCAGGUCAAGCACAAGUCAAGGCUAAGAGGCAACCCGAACCUCCGGCAGAUCAAGGUCCCCAGCAUCCCCGCAGACAGCAGGAGCUACUUCUACGAGACUGAGCUCCACAUCAAGUUCCUCCAGAACAGGAAGAGGUCGGUCGAGAGCCCGGAGGUGACGAUCAAAGCGGAGGAGGAGAAGCUUCCUGUGCCUGUUGGGAAGAUGGUGGGCAAGGGCAAGGCUGCCAAGUCAGGAGGCCCUGCAGGAGAAGGAGUGUACAUAAACGGGACGCCGAAAGGGAAGCUGGAGGAGGAGGAGAAGGGGCCACUCAGUGCGAAGUCCAUGGAUGAGGACAGGGGGCAAGAGCAAGCAGAUCGUUUGGGGCCACAACAGGCUGAAGGCAGGCGCGAGAAGACGGAGGAGGGAGAGGGAGAGGGUCUUCAGCGGGGGGAGCAGGAGGAGAUUAAGGUACCAGGGAAGGAGGAGGAGUUGGCUGUACCUUCCGAAGGCUACCAGAUCUUCAUCCCGAAGGCGGUGGGGCUGAUACCCGGGGCCUUCGGGAGCCUGGAGGAGGGGAAGGAGAAGACAGAGAGCUUCGGGGUGUUGGCGCCGCAGGAGCCGCUAGGGGGCAAUGGGAGGGAGAUGCUCAACCCUGACUUUCCGCUAGACGAGCUGCAGCAGGAGAUGUUCGCCUCGCAAGACUUCGAGGAUGGGGACAUGGGACCGCAGGGUGUCAUGUGGGAGCCCAUGGCUCCACCCACUACCUCCCUACUCCCCGACGCGAAUGCUUCGUAA
This is a messenger RNA of Guillardia theta CCMP2712, 3855 nucleotides long. RefSeq lists its product as hypothetical. Lineage: Eukaryota; Cryptophyceae; Pyrenomonadales; Geminigeraceae. The record is from RefSeq and is a predicted model, not a curated record. The coding region runs from base 1 to 3855 and encodes 1284 amino acids. Gene Ontology annotation, cellular component: membrane. The transcript has 15 exons.